Molecule: messenger RNA, 4872 nt
Organism: Haplochromis burtoni (Burton's mouthbrooder)
Lineage: Eukaryota; Metazoa; Chordata; Actinopteri; Cichliformes; Cichlidae
Product: B-cell receptor CD22
Exons: 11
Coding region: 1230-3119 (629 amino acids)
Source: RefSeq, a predicted model, not a curated record
UGCUGCAUCGCCAACCCAAGCACAACAAAUUAUCCACACCAUACAAUGCAAAACCCUACAAAGUGACUAAGGUUAAGGGUUCUGAAAUUACAGCUACACGGGAUGGACACUCAAUUGUCAGGAAUGCCUCAUUCUUCAAGAAAAUCAGACAUGGACUUGAAGAUGCCCCACCUGGACGGCAUGUCGACCCCGCCUUAACAGACAAGCCCAGAUACCCAGUCAGAUCAAACAGAUGCGCACCUAUGCAUCUGUCUGAUUACAUCAGAUCUAAGACUUGAAUAUCUGAGUGACCAGUUAAAGGUUACGCUGCGUGUAACAUGUUUGUUGUUCCUGAAUCUAACACUGUAACCAGUAUUAUAGUGUUGAAUGUUGAUAGUGUUUAGUCACAGAUCUGCGCAAACGCAGUGCUGUUUAAGUGAUGUUUAGGUGUGGAGAAACUCAAGUAAUAAGAACGUUCAGUAAUUUUAUUAGGUGUCGUUGUCAUAGGUUCAGAUUAAUAAUUCACCUCGCUGAAUACCUAAGUUUGUUUAAAAAAAAAAAAAAGGAGGUGAUUGUGAUGUUUACAGAAGUUUUAUUUUGAAAGGUCGAACAGGAAACGGAAAAUGAACAAGUUAGCGCUGCAGACUGUGUUAUCACUGCAAGCCUGAGAAUUAAAGAAUGGAACUGAGAAUUACUGAGGGUGUGAUCAUUAAUGUUUGAGGCAUGCAAACAUUACAGCUAUUAACUUAGUGCUCAAUAUUUCUACCAACAUGGUACAAAAGUACUGAGGCAUAAUUUUAACAUGCACAAACAAUUAGAACCAGUAUCAUGCCAGUUAACUGCCAAAAGAAAUAACGCUUACAGGUUCAUUGACGCACAAAGAAAACUUACAUUAAAACUUAAUGUACAUGAGAGAAAAUCUAUUUAUGAUCCUGGUAAUAAACUGGCCCGGAACUGUACGAUUAAAGACUGAUUAAAAAUAUUCCAUAUUUGUAUUUUAAGAAGCUAUUCUGCAUGUAAACCACUGUAUAACAACCACUUCUUCAUUUCAGUGUGUGAGUUUAGAGGCUUUCAUCUGUUUAUGCAUGUUGACCAUGUCCAGUUGAAGGAAGACAGUCUAAUAUUUCUUUUAUAUUUUCUAACCACAGAAGACCCUUUUAUCAAAGACUACAUCCUGAACAACUGAUGGAGACUAACUGGAAAACAGUAUGUGUCAUGUUGAUGUGAUUUAAGAAGCGAGAGAAGAAGCGAUGAGUUUAAGUGCAGCAGCGAGUGGAUUGGUCCUCUUCCUUCUCUCUCUAACAGUGGUACAGAGUCAGAAUGAUUAUGCAGUGACUUACACUUCUACUCAGAUCUGUGCUGUAAAAGGAUCAACAGUGGACAUAGGCUGCUCCUUCAAACACCCUUCAAGAGUAAAUGCGUUAAAAAGAGUUUGGUUCACUAAAGGGAACAAUUAUAAUCCUGAAGAUCUGAAAACAGACCCAGUAUAUGCAGGUCGAGUGUCGUACAGUUCUCACUGGAAGAGCUACACUCUGACAAUCAGAGACCUGAGAGAGAGCGACUCAGCUGUGUACAAGUUCAGGUUUGAAACAGACCAGAAAAAUUUUACUGUUUUACCUGGAGUCACUCUGACUGUCACAGCUCUUCAGGUACACGUGGAGACAUCAUCAUAUUCCAACUGGGCAACACUGACUUGUCAGAGCAGUUGUCAACUACACAAUCAUUCCUCCUACAUCUGGUACAAAAAUGGACACAAGAUUUCUAGUAGAAACCAGUAUCGGUAUUCAGCCAAUCUGAAUCCUUCAGAUAGCUACUCCUGUGCUGUAAGAGGUCAUGAAGAUUUCCCCUCUCCUUCAGUGUGUGUCCGAGGUGAAACAACUCGGACUGUUACAGAUGUUCAGGUCAGUGUGUCGACUGGACGACAGUUGGAUUGUGUCACCAGGUGCAAUCAUUAUGUUUCAUCUUAUGUCUGGUACAAAAAUGGACAACAAGUGAAUGGAGCCAGCUCUUCUUCUUAUGAAGCUCAAUAUGACACUUUAUACAGCUACUCAUAUCAAAUGUCAUAUGACAAUAAAAACAGCUACUCAUGUGCUUUAAAAGGAUUUGAGGAUUUUCACUCUGCGUUAGUUUGUGUCCGAGGUGAUUCAUGCUACAGAGUGAAUUACAGUAACAGAAGAAUCUGUGCAGUCAAAGGAUCAUCAGUGGACAUUUCUUGUACUUACAACAGUUAUGAAAGUCCAAUCCAAUCAAAGUCCUGGUUCCGUUCUGGUCGUGGAUCUGAGGAUCUCACAGAAGACUCCCAGUAUGUAGGUCGUGUUGAGGUGACUGAAACAGAGCGAGGACGCUCCACUCUGAGAAUCAGAGACCUGACAGAGAGUGAUUCAGCCGAGUAUCACUUCAAAUUCAAAACACAAGGCUUUGAAUGGAAGAGUAGUUUACCUGGAACAACUCUGACUGUCACAGAUCUGCAGGUGAAGGUGAGCAGAAUAAUAUCAGUCCAUGAGUCUCAGACUGAGGCAGAGCUGAAGUGUGAAAGCAGCUGCAGUCCAGCUGGUCGUCUUUCUUUUGUCUGGUUCAAAAACAAUCAGUUUAUGGUUGAACAAAGUUCUUAUCAAGAUCUGUUCAAUCCUGGAGACAUCAUCUCCUGUGCUUUCAAAGGACAUGAAGAUUAUCGCUCAGAUCCUGUGUAUGCUCCAAUGCUUCCCUCUGUGUCAGUGAGUCCCUCUGGUGAAAUAGUGGAGGGCGGUUCAGUCACCUAUAGCAGUGAUGCUAACCCAACAGCUAAUUACACCUGGUACAAGGAGGAUGAAGACUCAGAAAAAGCAUCAGGACACAACUUCACCAUCACUGACUUCAGACCUGAACACAGAAAAUCUGUAAUAAUAUUGAAUAUCAUCAGAUUGACUCUGGUGGUCCUGAUGCUGAUUGCUCUCUUCGUGUUGGGUCUGUGGAUGAGGAAGAAGACACAUGUGGCUUUAGAAAUUGGACCAAAUGAAUCUGUAAAUGUCAUCAGAGUAAGAGGUUCUACUGAUACAACAUGUGUUAUGAUAGAUGUAAACACUCGUGCUGAUUAUGAGAACGUCUCAGCCUCACAGGGCAUCACUGCAGACGACACUGAAGAGCAGGAAGAGCUGCAGUGAAGUCCAGUCAUGUUAGAGACUUGCGUAUAAAAGAAACAGACUGAAACUCAUGUUGUUUAGAUGGUGUUUAAUCAGACGUUAGAAAGAGAAAAGUUAAGGAGCACGGUCUCUGCCUCUGUGGAGGAUUUUUUCAUGGACUGUGCUGUUUGGCUGAGGAUCAAAUGCAGUAUUCAUAGAUGAGGCUAAACUUAAACAUCAGCUUUAUUUCUGAAACUUCCUGAAAACUUUUUAAUUUAAAUUUUUUGAUUUAGUGAAAUUAUUUAAUAUCCUGAACUAGUUUUGGUGUGAAGCACUGUAACUCAGCAGUUUCCACACUGCUUGGUGGUAAAAUAUGAACACGUGUUGAUUCCUGCUUUAUUUUAUCAUUCAGAUAAAUACUGCUGACGUAUGCUGCUGGUGUUUUCAUUCCUGAGAAUAAUUAUGUAAAGGGAUGAGCUGACUGAGAAAUUGUUUGUGGUCUGUCUUUGGUAUUAAUGUAAACACAUUUUAUUAUUUGUCAAGUAGCCAAGACAAAUGUUUCCAUCCUGCAUGAGCCUUGAUUAGGAAGAGCUAAAGGAACAACAGCUAAAGGACACACAGACCUCCUUCUUCCCUAAGAGCACCUGGCUGCAGCCACUGUGGAGCUCCACAGCAAGCGGAAACACGUGACCUUCACCAAACCCUUCUCCUCUUCCCGGCCACCUCCUUCAGUGUAUCCAUCUGUCGUUCUGUCCUUACAGUGGGAAAUGGCCGAAAUACCUGACCCAUGAGGCAUCCUUGUCAGAUGCCUAAAGUACCUAAACUGCCUCCUUUCAAGGUGGAGGAGCAGCGGCUCUACUCAGACUCUCUCUCGGAGGAAUAAAUUCAUCACUGUAUCUCUAAAGGAGAGGCCAGCCACCCGUCCAUGAGUACUCUGCUGUUAAAUUUAACAGCUGCAGCACAGCCCUCAGUUCAGGAGCAUCUCACAUAGAAAUAUUACAAAUUCUUUUUGACAUUUUCUGAUUUUCUUAUAACAUGUGUCUGUGUAUUAAUGGCAAUGAUAUCAUCUCCUCUCUUUUUCUGUCUACAAAAAUAAAAAGUUCAUAAUUCAUCUGCAUUGCACUCCAAAGUCAACAAAACCUGGCUCAUAUUAUUACUUGAAUCUGCCGUACUGUCAUGCUGUGCAUAUCCUACAGUCUACUGUUUACAAAUCUACUCACUUCUCUUGCUGAGGAGAAUAAACUUGGACCACCACCACCUGCAGGUGUGGAGGAUAAUGCACCAAGACCUCCUGUGUUGUGUCUCAGCGUGGCACUGCAGAUAAGAAAUCAUUACAGUGAGUAUUUAAACCUGCCCAGUGAAUCACAGGUAUCGCACAAAACUCAGUCAUCUAGAUCUGCAGAACAAAAACAAAACACCCUGCUGACCUGUCCAUUUUUGAUUAUAUAUUUGCAGCCUGGAUUCACUCGAAUGUGGAAAGAGAAUUUAUCCCAACAUUGAAAGAGCAAAGAAGAACUGCAGCCAACAAAGUUUUCUAAAAGCUUUCCUAAUCAAUCAAUCAAUCAAUCAAUCAAUCAAGAAAACCACGCACGUAUUAAAUAGGAUAUGCCAGUCUUCAAAAGUCAGCAAAAGAUGACUGACAAAAGAUGCAUUGCACAUGUAAUGCACAUGUCAUGCAGUGACCACUAUUGGCCAAAGCAGACAAAGCAACCUCAUUAGUUAACUCAAUUACUUUUUUUAUUUUUUAUUUUACCUUUAUUUAUACAGGUAGCUCAAUCGAGACUCAGUAAGUCAU